AUGCUGAUUAUUCUUACUACGACAGUGUUGUUCUUAUCAUUAAACUUGGGUGUCAAUGGAGGAUUUUCAUGCGGCACCGAUGGUUUGUUUGCUAAUCCAUAUAAUGCAAGUUCAUUUUUUCAAUGUAAAUCCGGUGCGGCAACUUUGAUGCCUUGUCCAGAGGGACGUGUUUGGAAUCAAGAUAAAGAGUUUUGCCAUUGGAAACCAGCUAAAGUGAAUAAACAACGAUAUCUGAUUGUAGCUGGUGGUAAUACACAGACAGGUAAAUGCUUGGAUAUUGCUGGUGGUAACUCCGAACUUCAUGCUCAAAUUCAAUUGUUCCGUUGUCAUGGAAAUGAAAAUCAACAAUUUGAAUUGAACAAUGAUAAUACUCUUCGUGUCAUGGGCAAAUGUCUGGAUAUUCCCGAUUCGAAUGCACGUGAUCAUCAGUACAUACAAUUAUUUACUUGUCGUCCGGAACAACAAAAUCAACAAUAUUCCUUUGAUCAACACGAUCGUAUCCACGUGAUGGGAAAAUGCUUAGAUGUACCGAAUGGUAAUGUGGUCAAUAAUAAUCCAUUGCAAUUAUUUCGAUGUCACAAUCAACUAAGUCAACGCUUUACAUUGAUACCAGUUUAA
This is a messenger RNA of Rotaria sp. Silwood2, 618 nucleotides long. The record is from the annotation of a GenBank genome assembly. Lineage: Eukaryota; Metazoa; Rotifera; Eurotatoria; Philodinida; Philodinidae.